GUCAGCAGGGGGCAGCAGAGAGGAGAGGUGAGGAAGAGGGGAGGCCUCAGGGAGUCAGCUGGUGGGCGUGGCUUAACAUGUGAAAGCAGAGUGGGAGCCGCCAGGACGAGAGACACUUGCAGAGACAGAGAGACAGCAUGGUGUCAGGCUGGAGAGCAGAAGAGGGGGCCCAGAUCCACAGAGAGCAUGGACUCUGAGUCUCUGGACCGCUGCAUCCAGACGGCUCUGGCAGACCUCUACCCGCCCUUCCAGGCCACGUCCCCGACCGUCCUCUGUCAGGUCCUCAGCGUGGUGGAGAGCUGCUAUCGGGGGGACGGCCUCCGCUACCUGAUCCACUUCCUGCUUCCAGCUAAGCAGCUCCUACAAACCGUGCAGCAGGACGCCUGCCUGGCGUUUGGCGGGUUGUUGUUCCGUCAUGAAGGCUGGCCGCUCUGCAUCCAUGAGAAGAUAGUGGUUCAGCUCUGUCCUCUGGACCCCCACCUUCUCCAACCAGGAGACUUUUACCUGCUUGUAGCUCCUCCUGCUGCUUCGCCCAUUUCUCGAGCACGCGGCUCCGCCCCCUGCAGGAGAACUGCGACCCCGCCCCCCCGCCUGCUCCUGUGCAGUUGUCGGGUUGCAUGUCCUGAUGUGGAGCAGCAGGAGGUGACCGUCGCAGCUCUGAGGUCGCUCUUCACCAUGGCCUGGCUGGACUCUGUCAACAGGGACAGGGAGCAGCGAGGGGGGGCCCGGUUGGAGCGCUGCCUUCUGUCUGCGCACGGGGACGUCUUCAGGGUCCCCUGGGAGGAUUUGGUUUACCCACAAUUCAUCAGUCGGGGACGCAUCAACCCCAGGGCGGAUGAGAAGACGUCUGUGCAGAACGGAGAUACGAACUCCUGCAGUCAAGAUGUGGAGGUUCUCCCCUGCAGAACCAGCCAACCAGCUGCCAGCAGUGAGGGCGAGGACUCGGAGGGGGAGUACGUAGAGCUGUCCGAGCUCCCACUCCCACGCUUCUCCCCCCAGAAAGGAUCUUUAACUCAGUCCAUCAGCCUGCAGAACCGAGGCAGAAACAGCAGCCAGAUCUGUGCGCAGACGCGCACGGAUGCAGCAACGCGCACAUCCAGGUCCAGUUCUCAGGCGGAACCAGCAGAAGGUACCGCUUCACACAGGAACACUCUGAAUCUGCAUCCACAACCUGAAACCUGCAGCAAACAGGAAGAGGAGGGGAGGGGCCAGGAGGAACAGGGGCAGGUGGAGCUCCGGCGUGAAGCUGUUUGUGAAAAAGAAAGGAGGAAAGGGGAAGUGAAGGAGGAGCAGCAGCCAGAGAUCAGACCAGGGUUGGAGGAGAAUAGUGAUGAGAAGGUGAAAGGUGAAGGUGAAAAAUUAUCAGUGAAAGCAGAGGAGGCGGAGCUUAAGGUGGAGAUUCAGGAAGAAACUGAGGAGGAGAAGCAAGUGACCACAGAAAGAAGGAACAAAGGAGGAGAUGAGGAGGAAAUGACAGAACAGAGAGAAACGUUUCAGGACUCUUACUUUGAAAGGAUUACUGGGGAGAGUAAACAGGAAAGCUCCUAUCUUGAAAAUGUUCAACAAAAAGAAUUUUAUUCAGAUGAUGUUCAGAAACAGAAACACACAGAAACUGCUGUUAAUGAAAAAAAAGCAGAACAAAGCUGCACAGAGGGGCUUUAUUUUGAAAACAACAGUCUACCAGUACAUCCUGAGAGCUCUUAUUCUGAAGGUACAGUAGAGACAGUCCCUAAAAACUCUUAUUCUGAAAGUGCAGCAGAGACAGCCCAUAAGAACUCUUAUUCUGAAGGUACAGUAGAGACAGCCCAUAAGAACUCUUAUUCUGAAGGUACAGUAGAGACAUCCCGUAAGAACUCUUAUUCUGAAGGUACAGUAGAGACAGUCCCUAAAAACUCUUAUUCUGAAAGUGCAGCAGAGACAGCCCCUAAGAGCUCUUAUUCUGAAGGUACAGUAGAGACAGUCCCUAAAAACUCUUAUUCUGAAGGUACAGUAGAGACAGCCCCUAAGAACUCUUAUUCUGAAGGUACAGUAGAGACAGUCCCUAAAAACUCUUAUUCUGAAGCUACAGUAGAGACAGCCCCUAAGAACUCUUAUUUUGAAAGUAUUAAGCAAAUAAAUUCUAAAGAAUCUUACUUUGAAGUUGCUGUUCAAACACACCACUCCCAGGACUCUUAUUUUGAAAAUCCCCUGCAAAAAUAUACUGAAAAUGGAACGCCACCGACUGAAGACUUUUACUCUGAAAAGGUAUUACCAGUCCAAGCACAGAAGCCUUAUUUUGAAAAUAAAACACUACCUGAUGAUUCUGUGUCUAAAAUCACAUCACAAGCACACUGUCAGGACUCUUAUUCUGAAAAAACGGUACCAACACAGCCGAAGGACUUAAAUCUAGAAAAUACCCAACAGCAGACGCAGCCUGAAUACUUGACACCUGGUAACACAAUACAAGCUCAACCUGAGGACUCUUAUUCUGAAGGUGCACUGCAAACACAGCCUGGAGGCUCUUACUUUGAAAGCACAAGUCAGACAUCCUUUAAGGAAUAUUCUGACAGGACGGUGCAAACUUCAUCGAAAGACUCUUAUUUUGAAAAUACUUCUAAGCAAACAUGGACAGACAACUGCCAACAUGGAAGUUCAGCAGAAUCACACUCCGGGAACUCUUAUUCUGAAGGUGGUCCUCAAGCCAAGGACCAUUAUUUUGAAGGCAGGGGCCUCACCAGACCUGCUUUGGAGUCCAUCUCUCCUCUUGGUUCUGAACCGCAGCAGAGUCCACUCGCACCUGGAGCCGGUCCGGGUCAAAUGCAGCCUGUGGGGUCUUAUUCUGAAAGUGGACAGCGAGGGGGGGGUGAGGCCGCUGGAGACGGAUCUGCAGAGCGUCGGCCUGAAGACGUCUCUGGUGAACCUCCUGCUGAUCAGAGUCCAACAGAACCAGAACAUUCAGCAGCUGCUCCCCUGGGCCCAGCUCUGAACUCCCAGUCCAGGUUCCAUGAUGUCCUGCUGAGGUCCGGUGCCGUCUGUCUGCCCGGAUGCAGAGACCGAGGGGGGCGGGCCCUGCUCACCGUUUACCCCGCCCACUCGGUGUGGGCCCAUCCUGAAUGUGACGGCGCCGCGCUGCUCCGCCUCCUGCUCUUCUACACCUCCACCCUGCGGAAGGAAACGCUGGCGUUGGGCCUGACGGUGCUGGUGGACAGCUGCAGAGCCCCCCCUGCACCAGUCCUACUCUCUGCCCUCAGAUCCCUGCAGGAAGACCGUCCUGGCUCCAUCCAUGCUGUUCUGGUCCUGGCUAGAAAGGACUCUGUCCUUCGCUUGGACAAACCUGCAGCCUCACAGGUGGAGGUGCUGAGCUCUUGGAAGUGUCUGCAGAAACACGUGGAGCUGCAGCAGCUUCCUUCAGACUUGGGAGGAUCCUUCCCCUUCAGUCAGAGCAGCUGGAUCGCCUUCAGAACCAGGAUCAAGCUGUUGACCAAUCAGUGCAACGCCGUGGUUGACCUCCUGCAGGAAGCCAUCAGCAUCCUUCAAGACACACCCCUACCUGCUGUUGCCAUGGACGCCCGACUGCUGCUGUCCAGGGACGAGGCGCUGAUGCGCAGCAUCCUGCAGGACGCCCGGCUGGUGCAGCUGCAGCAGGAGGGCGGGGCCUCUCUGUCCUGGCUGCGGCGGGAGGAGGCCGGCGGCGCGUCGGACCAGCAGCGGGAGGCGGUGAGGGCGGUGUCGGCUCUGUACGAUCAGGUGGACGAGCUGCUGCACCACCUGGUGACUCUGUCCAACUCCAGAACCCAGGAGGUCCACUUCAUUCUGGACUUCUGGAGCCUGGAGGACGGCUUCAGCCAGGUGAGGGCGUGGCUAGAGGAGGUGGGGGAGGUCCACCUGAAGACUCUGGAGGAACCAGCAGAUUCUCUGGAGCUGCUGAACAAAAAACAGCAGGACUUCAAGGAGUUCUACGCCACCGCAUACGACCAGUGUAAGCGAGGGGAGGAGCUUCUGGGCCGCCUGGAGCGCUGGAACGACAUGUCCUCGUCCAACCUUCACGUGUACGAGCUGAAGGUCCACUCCUUCUGGGCUCAGCUCCAGGACUUCUCCCAGCGGGUCAAGAGCAGCGGGCAGAACAUCGAGCGGGCCGUGCAGCUGUACUGCUUCCUGGACCGGGCGUACGGCUGGGCGUUGGAGGGCAUGCGGCAGCUGGCGGCGAUCAGCAUGGAGGACUGCACGCAGCCGGAAAAGUGCCGGGCUGUGAUUGGCCGCCUGGAGGAGUACCGGCAGAAGCACCCGCCCAUCCCGGACGGCCGCUUCCAGGAGAUGAAGGCGGAGGCGGGCGAGCUGCGGGGGGAGCGCGGCCUCUGCCAGUGGAGCUUCGCCUGGUCCAAGUGCCAGGAGACCCGCAGGACAUUCGACUGGAAGAUGGAGGCGGCCCUGAGGACCCGGGACUCCGCCCACAGGCGCCGCUCUGACUCGACCGUGAGCUUAAGCUCCACCUCCUCUAGAAAGACUCUGUCAGGGCUCUGGGGGGGGCGUAAGAACAGCGCUUGCUCCCCAGAGGAGGAGGCGAGCUCCUCCCCACCUGCCACCCCCCAGCACACGCCGCUCCUGCAGCGUCUGUUCCGCAGCUCCUCCUCCGAGGAGUCGGCAGAUCCGGGGGACGUCUCCACGCCGCGCCUUUCCCGCCUCAACUCCUCCCCCAGCUUCAGCCCCCCAUGCUCCUCCCCGUCCUUCCUCUCCUUCAGCAGGAGGCAGCAGCUCAGGAAGACCCAAAGCUUCGACUGCCCCCCCACCCCUGAGGGGCUGCACCGCGGCGCCUCCCCCCGCGCCCUCAGCGAGCCGGCACACCGAGGAAACACAGGGGUGUUCAUCCGGGGGCUGGAGGUCAGCAGCACCGAGGCGGCUGACCGCGCGCUCUGCUCCAGGACAGGGGCCCAGAGCUGGACCGGACCCUCCCCGGAGACCCCGGGGACGUCCGCGGCCGAGCCCCGCCCCCGAGGAAGGAAGCUGCGGCACAUCGUGGAGGAGAUGGUGACCACAGAGCGCGAGUACGUGCGCUCGCUGCACUACAUCAUCCACCACUACUUCCCCGAGAUGGAGCGCGCCGACCUGCCGCAGGACCUGCGCGGGAAGCGCUCCAUCGUCUUUGGGAACCUGGAGAAGCUGCUGGACUUCCACAGCCAGUUCUUCCUGAAGGAGCUGGAGGCGUGCUGGAGACACCCACUCCGGGUGCCGCACUGCUUCCUGAGACAUCAGGAGCAGUUCGGCCUCUACGCGCUCUACAGCAAGAACAAACCCAAGUCCGACGCUCUGCUGGCCAGCCACGGACACGCCUUCUUCAGGAGGAAGCAGCUGGAGCUCGGGGAUAAGAUGGACCUGUCCUCCUACCUGCUGAAGCCUGUCCAGAGGAUGAGUAAGUACGCGCUGCUGCUCGCCGACCUCAUGAAGGAGGUGGGCGUGGCGCAGGAGGCGGAGCUUGCUGCGCUGCAGGCUGCCACCAACAUGGUGAAGUUCCAGCUCCGCCAUGGCAACGACCUGCUGGCGAUGGACGCCAUCCGGGACUGUGACGUGAACCUGAAGGAGCAGGGUCAGCUGAUCCGUCAGGACGAGUUCACUGUCUGGAGUGGCCGGAGGAAAUGCCAGCGCCACAUCUUCCUCUUCCAGGAGCUCGUCCUCUUCAGCAAACUCAGGAAGGUGGAGGGGGGGCUGGAUGUCUUCAUCUACAAGCAGUCCUACAAGACCGCAGAUAUCGGUCUGACCGAAUCGACGGGGGACAGUGGUCUGAGGUUCGAGAUCUGGUUCAGGAGGAGGACGUCCAAGAACCAGACCUUCAUCUUUCAGGCGGCCUCAGCGGAGGUUAAACGGGCGUGGACGGGCGACAUCGCCCGCAUCCUGUGGACCCAAGCAGCCCGGAACAAAGAGAUGCGACUGAAGGAGAUGGUGUCCAUGGGGGUGGGGAGUAAACCCUUCCUGGACAUCCAGCCGAGCGACGCCGCCAUCAGCAACCGCGCCGUUCACUACAUCAUGAAGACCAGAGGAGCCAGAACGCGGGCGUCCAUCGCCGUCUCCACCUUUGACCACUCCCACCCAUUUCAGAGGGGGGCCGUGACCCCAGAGGGCCCGGUGUCAGGAGCGUCUUCUUCCAGUCUGUUGGGGCCACUGAAUCUGCACAUGUAUGGACAUGACACGCACCUGCACAGUGAAUCCCUCCCGGCUCCCGACUCCUCUUUCAGCUCCUGCAUCGAGGAGGACGAGCAGGAGCAUGAAACGAGCAGCCAGCCCUCCAUGACCACAGAGAGCUCCAGUUCGUCGUCCCGCUGUCUGUCUGGCUCCACGGGCUCUGACAGCGGCUGCGUCUCCUCACACCUGCAGGAGGCGCUCUCUGCUGAGACCAACCCCAUCCAGCCCCUCCCCUCCUCCUCCAACAAGCCACACCUCCACUACCUUACACCUGAUGCUGCUGUGGUCGGCCCGGCGACCAUCCUCUGACCUUCACUGCUGUGAGUGACGGCGUUUGUGUUCAGACUCGCCGCCCGUUUGUGCGUCUGCAGGUUCUUCUGGAGUUUGAUUUUCUCGCUGUAAAUAUGUUGCUGGUUUCCUCUCAGCCGAUUCGGGUUUCGGAUCAUCCGGACCGACCAAUCGCAGCAGAGCUUCACUUUUCUAUUAAACACGUUUGUUCACGA
Oryzias melastigma (Indian medaka) is the source of this 6656-nucleotide messenger RNA. It is a transcript of the gene plekhg4, whose product is annotated as pleckstrin homology domain containing, family G (with RhoGef domain) member 4. The coding region runs from base 187 to 6462 and encodes 2091 amino acids. The transcript has 23 exons. Gene Ontology annotation, molecular function: guanyl-nucleotide exchange factor activity. The record is from RefSeq and is a predicted model, not a curated record. Lineage: Eukaryota; Metazoa; Chordata; Actinopteri; Beloniformes; Adrianichthyidae.